Closterium sp. NIES-67 is the source of this 1084-nucleotide messenger RNA. The record is from the annotation of a GenBank genome assembly. NCBI's taxonomy places the organism in Eukaryota, Viridiplantae, Streptophyta, Zygnematophyceae, Desmidiales, Closteriaceae.
GCAGCCAAACAGCCAGAUUUACCUCGGAGUUGCGAAUUUAUAUUCCACCAGAGCCAGAGCGAGGUUCUGCUUGGGCAAGCUUACUUCUGUAUUGUACCCCCCCCCGCCCCCGUAUUCCCCUCGUGACUGCUCUUUGUGUUCGAUCCCAUAUUAGAACCGCCGUCGGCUAGCAUCUUGUGCUGUAGUGCGGCUUCCCCCGCGCCGGAAAAUGGGUCUCCGCGGUCCGACGACGUACGACGCCGAGCCCACGCGGCGUCCCGACAUGAUCGUUAACUACCAGGCGCCGUACAACGCGGAGACGCCCCCUCGCUGCUGGGGACGGCGUUCGUGACGGGCGCGGAUGCGUUCUACGUGCGCAGCCACGGCCCACGCCCGUGCUGGACGACGCCGCCAGCUAUCGUCUUCAAGUGGGCGGUCUUGUGCCCAAGCCGCUCGCGCUCUCCCUCCAGGAAAUCAAGUCCAUGCCAGCUGAGACCAUCGUGGCGACCAUGAUGUGUGCCGGCAACAGGCGCACGGAGAUGAGCACUAGGCGCAAGGUCAAGGGCGUGGGAUGGUCCCAGGCUGCCAUUGGCAAUGCCACGUGGACGGGGGUGCGUCUAUCGCACGUGCUGCAGCUAGCAGGAGUAGACCCGCGCUCCACGCGCACCUCGGCAGGCGGCAAGCACGUGGAGUUCACCAGCGUUGACAUCUGUCCGGAGGAGAAGGGAGGUCCCUACAAGGCUUCUCUGCCGCUCAUCCAUGCCUCUUCGCCUGAGCAGGAUGUGCUCCUCGCCUACAAGAUGAAUGGAGAGGACCUCACUCCAGACCACGGCUUCCCUCUGCGCAUCGUUGUUCCCGGGGUCAUCGGGGCGCGUUCGGUGAAGUGGCUGGAUCGCAUUGACGUGCUGUCGCACGAGUCGCAGGGCUUUUUUAUGCAGCGCGACUACAAGAUGUUCCCGCCUAACAUCGACUGGCACAACAUCGAGUGGAACACCCGCCGCCCAUCAUGGACUUCCCUAUCCAGUCCGCCAUAACUGAGCCUGCAGUGGGGGACGCAGUGCAGCCAGGUCCUAUCACCAUUCGCGGGUACGCAGCAGUGGGUGCG